Molecule: messenger RNA, 4377 nt
Organism: Hansenula ciferrii
Lineage: Eukaryota; Fungi; Ascomycota; Saccharomycetes; Phaffomycetales; Wickerhamomycetaceae
Gene: IRC20
Product: E3 ubiquitin-protein ligase IRC20
Exons: 1
Coding region: 1-4377 (1458 amino acids)
Biological process (GO): protein polyubiquitination; DNA damage response
Cellular component (GO): nucleus
Molecular function (GO): ATP binding; ATP-dependent chromatin remodeler activity; ubiquitin protein ligase activity
Source: RefSeq, a predicted model, not a curated record
AUGAAUCUACACACUCAAAUAUCAUUCAUAGAUAUACAACAUAUACUCAAGUACAACCAACUACCAACUAUACAGAAAAAACAACGCAAAAGAAGUUUUAAUGAGUCAAAUAAUACUACAUCCCCAUCUUCUGACUUGGGUAUAGAUAAUCCUUCUUAUAUAUCAUUAUCAAAUACUAUACUCCAGGGGGAAACUAGUGUGGAUACACAUAAUAUAGAUAUUAGUCAACCAAUUAAGAUCCAUGAUGUCAAAUUAUCAUUACAAAAUAAUACAAUAACAAUCAAAACUAAAGCAAGAACUAAAUUAAAAUCUCAAAUUAUACUAGUAUUAGAACUACCGUCUGAUAUAAAUAAUAAUGACAUACAAAAAUUAUCAAUUGAAAGCAAGAUCCUUAACAAAUGUCAUUUUAAACAAAAUUAUUUCCAAUUUGAAUUACCAUAUCUAAUAUUAACCCUAGAUAACAAUGAUCAAGGGAUAUCAAUUUCAAUUCAAUUAUCAUACAACAUUCAAAUGCUUGAAACUUUAUAUUUCAACAUCCCUUCAAAUGAUAUCUCCACUUAUAUCAAAGAUAUAAUACCAUUAAUUUCAAAUUAUUCAGAAAUUGAACAACAAAAUAAUUUACCCACUGUUUCAAUGGAAAAUUUUUAUAAUAUGAUUUGUGAAAAAACUUUAGAAUUUCCUGAAUUUAAUAAACAACCAUUCAUAUCUGAAUUAGAUACUGAUUUAUUAAAAUUUCAAAUUAAAACUGUUCAUUGGUUAUUAAAUAGAGAAAAUAAAUAUUAUGAUGAUGAUGAAAAAACUGUGAAAUUAUUAGAUAAAUGGGAUAAAUCUUAUGAGCAUAAUGAUUUAAAAAUCUUGGAAUUUUUGAAUAAAUUAUCAUUUGGUUUUAAGAUCAUCACUAUUGGAACCCAAAAAAUCUGGUAUAAUCCUUAUACUCAAAACAUUUGUUCACAUGAAAAAUUAUUAGAUUUUUUCAAUAAUUCAAUAAAAUUCCCACCAAAUGGGUUUGGUUUAUUAUCUGAAGAAAUGGGGUUAGGUAAAACUGUGGAAAUAAUUUCAUUAAUCCUAUUAAACCAACGUGAACACCAUGAAUUAAAUCAAACCAUCUGGUCCCCAGAAUUAGAAAGAUCAAUUACAAAAACCAAAGCAACUUUAAUUAUAUGUCCUGAUUCAAUAAUACAUCAAUGGAUUGAUGAAUUAGAAUUACAUUCCCCUAAUUUAAAAAUUUAUGUAUACCAAGGGAUAAAUAAAUCAAAUAAAUCUUCUUUAGAAAUUUCAAAAGAUUUUUCACAAAAUGAUGUUGUUAUAACUACUUAUUCCACAAUUUCCCGGGAAAUUCAUAAUGCAUUAUUUAAUCCAUCAUCAAGACCCAAGAGAUCCAAGAGAGAUACCAAUACAAUGAUUAAUAUUGAUAACUUAGAUUUAGAUGAUCCCACCAUAGAAAAAGAAGCUUUGGAAACAAUAAAAGAAAUGUAUAAAACUGUGGAAAAAAAUGAUGGGAUCUUGAGAGAUCGUGAAGAUUAUUCAUCACCUUUAGUUAUGGUAGAAUUUUGGAGAAUUAUUCUAGAUGAAGUACAAAUGAUUGGUACUACAAUGUCAAAUAUUUGUAAAAUUGCUACAUUAAUCCCUCGGGUUCAUUCAUGGGGUGUCUCGGGGACUCCUAUUAAAUCUGAUUUAAAUGAUUUAAAAUCAUUAUUAUCUUUUUUACAAAUCCAUCCAUUCCAAGGUUCAAAACAAAAUUGGAAUCAAUUGGUUUCAAAUAGAUAUGAUUUUAUUGAAUUAUUCAAGGAAAUUUCAUUUAGACAUACAAAAGAAAUGGUUAAACAAGAUAUCCAGAUCCCUAAACAAAAUAAAUAUUUAUUAAGUGUACCAUUUGGACCAAUCGAACAAAAUAAUUAUGAAGAAUUAUAUAAAAAUUUCCUUAAGGAUGUUGGUCUUGAUCAUGAGGGGAAUCCAGUGGUACCUGAUUGGGAACCAUCACAAUCUUAUUACGAAUAUAUGUCAUAUUGGUUAAAAAAAUUAAGAAGAGUUUGUUGUCAUGCAAAUAUUUUGGAACCACAGGGGAAUAAUAAUCAGAUACAAAGUUUGAAAACUAUGGAUAAAGUUUUGGAAUCAAUGAUUAAGCAGACCUUGGAUAAGAUUAAUUAUAUUGAAAGAGAAAUUACAAAUUCUUAUUUAGAAAUUGGACAAAUUUAUGAAUUUGAAAAAAAACCUGGGAAAGCAUUGGAGAUUUGGUCCCAGGAAUUACCAAAUGUUUUAGAAAAAUUAGAAACUUUAAGAACCCAGUCACAACAAGGUGAUAAUGAAUCCAAAGGGGCUGAUAUAUACAUCAGAUUAACAUUAAAUUUACUACAUCGUUUAUAUUAUUUCAUCGCUUCAGCUCAUUAUCAAUUAUAUACACCUCCAUUAGAAGAACUUGUCCCAGGUUUAAACCUUGAUAAAUCAAUUUAUGAAGAAAUUGAUCCAUCAUUAACAAACCCACAACAAGGACAACAGCAAGGUCCACCAGUUGAUGAAUCUUCAAUCACGGUUUAUAGAGUUUUGAAUCAAGAUGAACAAUUACAUCAAGAUAAAGAAGUUGAAUAUUAUUCAUUAGCUCAGGAUAUAAGAAGAGAAUUAUUAUCUGAACCUAUAAAGCAAGUUAAUUUGUUUGUUGAAAAAUCAUUGAAUAAAGAUUUUAGGUUUGAAUAUAUUAAUGAUGAUCAAUUAAUCAUUGGUACUGGAUUCUCCACCCAGGACUUGGAAAUUCAAAGUUUUAUGACCAGAGUCCAAUCUGUCUUGAUUCAAUUGAAUUCCCAGGCAACUAUUUUAAAUUCAUGGAUUGAAGAUACCAUCUCGACGAUUCAAAGACCAUUAUUUGAUUCAGUUACAGAUCCAAGUGGUGAUGAAUAUAUUGGUUCUUUGGAUGAUCAAGAAAAAUUUAUAAAUUAUUUGGAUUUUUUACAAAGAUCUAUUUAUGAUAGAUCUGGUUUAAUCUUGGGGAAAUCUGAUUCUUUGCUUGUGGGAAGUUUUGAGAAUAAUAAUAAUGGUGAUUCUGAAUUUAAAAAUAAAUUGGAAAUGGAAUAUCCGAAAUUAAAUUUAACUGUUUCGUUAAGAGGAUUGAUUAUUAAUACGAAAGUUAUAUUAUCCAAGAUCCCACUGGUGGAAGAUAUGAAAACAUUUGCAAAAAUUAUAGUGGAUUUGAAAAAAAUUUUUGAAAUUCAAAAGGAAAAUAUCGAGAAUUCCAAAAAGAUUUUCAGGAAUUUAAAUGAUUGUUUUAAUUUAAGAAUUAAUUAUUUUAAACAAUUACAAGAAUUAAGUGAUAAUGUUAAACCAUUUGAUGAAAUAACUCAUGGGAAUUUACAAACAACAAAUAGAGAAACAAAAUUAUUUUCCAAAAUUGAUGAUUUGAAAAAAGAAUUAAAUUCUAUAAAUUCAAGAAUUCGUUAUUUAAAAUCUCUUUCAUCAUCUGCAAAUGACCAGAAUGGUAAUACAGGCUCAGAUGAUGAAAAAAUUUGUUCUAUAUGUCGGUAUCCAAUAACAAUUGGUUCUUUAACAAAAUGUGGUCAUCAAUAUUGUAAAGAUUGUUUAAAUCAUUGGUUAGCAAGACAUCGUGGUUGUCCUAUUUGUAAAUCUCAUAUAACAAAAUCAGAUGUUUAUAAUUUUACUUAUAAUAGAGAAGAAAUUAAUGUUAGGAUGAUUACUGAAGCAACAAGAGGUGAAGAUGAUGAAAUUUUUAAAAUUUAUUCCAAAAUUGAUGAAAAUUCAUUGAAGGAGAUUAAUUCUAUCAAGAUUAAUAAUAAUUAUGGAUCAAAGAUUAAUACUAUUAUUAAACAAGUUCUUUGGUUAAAAAAGCAAAACCCCCAGGUUCAAAUUGUUAUAUAUUCUCAAUGGUCACAAUUAUUAUCCAUAAUAGGACAAGCUUUUAAUCAAAAUGGUAUAAAAUUUCUUGGUUCAAAAAAUUCAUUAUAUAAGACAGGUUCAGGUGGGAAAUCAAAAAUUAAGACAGAUAUUUCAAAUUUCAAAAAAGAUUCAAGGAUAACUUGUUUUUUACUAAAUGCAAAAGCUGAAGCAUCAGGUCUUACUUUGAUUAAUGCACAACAUGUUUUUAUAUGUGAACCUUUUGUUAAUUCUGCAUUAGAAUUACAAGCUAUAAAUCGGAUUCAUAGAAUUGGACAAAAAUUUGAAACUUCAGUAUGGAUGUUUUCUAUCACGGGGAGUGUUGAAGAAAGUAUUAUUCUGUUAUCAACAAGGAAAUUCCAAUCCAAGAUGGAAAAAUUUAAUACAGAAAAUUUUCAAAAAAAUUUUAGUAAAUUAGUGGAAAAAAAUGGUGAAAGUGUUGAUUCUAAAGAUUUAUGGAAUUCUUUUUUUAGUUCUAAGAUUGAUAGAAUUGUAUAA